Messenger RNA from Candoia aspera, 2847 nucleotides. It is a transcript of the gene TAT, whose product is annotated as tyrosine aminotransferase. Bases 149 to 2446 code for a protein of 765 amino acids. NCBI's taxonomy places the organism in Eukaryota, Metazoa, Chordata, Lepidosauria, Squamata, Candoiidae. Gene Ontology annotation, molecular function: N-acetylglucosamine 6-O-sulfotransferase activity; pyridoxal phosphate binding; L-tyrosine:2-oxoglutarate transaminase activity. The transcript is spliced from 10 exons. The record is from RefSeq and is a predicted model, not a curated record. Gene Ontology annotation, biological process: L-tyrosine catabolic process; N-acetylglucosamine metabolic process; keratan sulfate proteoglycan biosynthetic process. Gene Ontology annotation, cellular component: trans-Golgi network.
AGCCGGUGUUGGUUCCAGAUGUUUGGAGCCAGAUGGAGUCGGAGUUGGGGGUGUCCCUGGGUGGGAAGCACAGCCCUCCCCAUCAGCCAAUAGCUGGAGGACUCCAGGCUGACACCCUGUUCUUGGCUCUGGCUGCUACAGGCUGGCCAUGCAUAAAAGGACUUCUGUUCUAGCACUCUGGCUCUGCCUUUCUGUAGCCAUACUGGAAGCUCCUCAACCCAUCUUCACCAUCCCACGGGGCUGCAGCCACGUCUUUGGGUGUCUCAGGAUCUCCCUUCCCAAGAUGGACUCCUGCCUGAUCCAGGUGAACAGCAAUAUGGCCCUACCCUCCAUCCUAGAUGUCCAUGUCAACCUCAAUGGAAAAAGUCCUUUGCCCAAGGGAAAAGGCCGCAAGCCCCACUGGGCAGUCAGGGCUUCAGAAAUGUCUAGAAGGACUUUCAAUCCCAUUCGAGCCAUUGUGGAUGCCAUGAAAGUGGAGCCCAACCCCAGGAAGGCUCUGAUAUCUUUGUCCAUAGGGGACCCAACUGUCUUUGGAAACCUUCCUACAGAUGAUGAAGUCACACGGGCCAUGAAGGAAGCAGUAGACUCAGGAAAAUACAAUGGCUAUGCCCCAUCUGUGGGUUACCUGUCUUGUCGAGAGGUGGUUGCAGGCUACUACAAUUGUCCAGAAGCACCCCUGAAAGCCCAGGAUGUAAUCCUGACCAGUGGCUGCAGUCAGGCCAUUGAAUUAGCUUUAGCAGUCCUGGCUAACCCUGGACAGAACAUCUUGGUGCCACGCCCUGGUUUCUCCCUCUACAAAACCUUGGCUCACUCCAUGGGAAUCAAAGUCAAGUUCUACAAUCUCUUGCCAGAGAAGUCCUGGGAAAUUGACCUGAAGCAAAUGGAAUCGCUGGUGGACAAUCGGACGGCUUGCCUGAUUGUGAACAACCCAUCCAACCCCUGCGGUUCUGUUUUCAGCAGAAGUCACCUCCAGAAGAUCCUGACGGUGGCCUCCAGGCAGUGUGUCCCCAUUUUGGCAGAUGAGAUCUAUGCAGAAAUGGUGUUUGAAGACUGUAAAUACGAGUCCCUUGCAAAGCUCAGCACGAACGUCCCGAUCCUGUCCUGUGGAGGCCUUGCCAAGCGGUGGCUGGUGCCUGGCUGGAGGAUGGGAUGGAUUCUGAUCCAUGACCGCCGGGACAUCUUUGGAGAGGAGAUCAGGGAGGGCCUUCUGAGGCUGAGCCAAAGGAUUUUGGGGCCCUGCACAGCUGUCCAGGGAGCCCUUGGGCAUAUCUUCCACCGGACGUCCCCUGAAUUCUAUCACAACACACUCAGCUUCCUCAAGGCAGCCAUGUUGAAGCUGAGCAAGACUGACAUCCUGGUGAUCUUGGCAAUUCAGGUUGCAGUUCUGUGUUUCAUUUUUCAGCUUUACCACUCCCCGCAGGAAAAGUUGACCCAGAAGCAUAUCCUCAUCCUCUCCUCCUGGAGGUCUGGGUCUUCCUUUGUAGGGCAACUCUUCAGUCAGCAUCCCAAUGUUUUCUACCUAAUGGAGCCAGCCUGGCACGUGUGGGCAGCCAUGUACCAAAACAGCGCCAAGGUCUUGCACAUGGCAGUGCGGGACCUUGUCCAGUCAGUCUUCAAAUGUGACAUGUCUGUCUUUGAUGCCUAUAUGAAUGAGCGCAGGAAUAAGUCUGCGCUCUUCCAGUGGGAGACCAGCCGGGCUUUGUGCUCUCCCCCUGCAUGUGACUUCUUCCAGCGCAGCGACAUCAUCUCCAAACGUUCCUGCAAGACACUCUGUGGGAAUUAUCCAUUCAGCAAAGUGGAAGAGGCCUGCAAGACAUACAGCCAUGUUGUCUUGAAGGAAGUCCGUUUCUUUGACCUCAAGGUGCUUUAUCCUCUCCUCACCGACCCCUCCCUGAACCUUAGAAUCAUCCACCUGGUCCGUGACCCUAGGGCUGUUUUCCAUUCCCGUGUGAAUGCAGCAAAUGAACUUGCCCGUGACACUAAGAUUGUGGUGAGGCAUAAGAACAAUAUGAAGGACAUGAAGCCCUAUGCCAUCAUGAAUGCAAUUUGCAAAAGUCACAUUGACAUACACACUGGGGUCAAGCAAUCCUUCAAAGAUCGCUACCUCUUGGUUCGCUAUGAGGAUAUUGUUAAGACUCCCUUGGCAAGAGCUGCUCAGCUGUACCACUUUGCAGGGCUUCACUUCCUUCCCAGCCUUCAGUCCUGGGUGCACAACAUCACACAUGGCCAAGGCCUUGGCACCAAGGUCUUUGACACCGACUCCAGGGAUGCAAUGAACGUGUCACGGGCUUGGAGAAAGACUCUUUCGUAUCUCCAAACAGCAACGGUACAAAACAUCUGCAAGGAUGCUAUGGAACUUUUGGGCUACCAGCCUGCUAGAUCUGAGAAUGAACAAAAGAACAUGGCAUUUGACCUCUUGUAUGCAGAGGAAUCAUUGACCAAGUAGAACACAAAAACUGCCUGUCCAGGUUCCAGCAGCUCAAAGGGACACAACUAGACUACCCCAGGUGGCUGUAGCCUGCGUAGAUGGACCUGAACAUGAAGGGAUGAGGAAGCACCUGGCAUCUGCUCUGUGAGAAAUGUUGGAGCAGCUAACAAAUAAGCAAAAGCAAUUCAAACCCUCCUGGUACCACUAUGCUUCUAGUUACUUGUCCCAACAGUCUGCUAUCUGCAGUGGUUGACUGCUGGAAUAUUUCCCAUGGGUGUGGAUCUGCUCACUUGACUUGCAUCCAGUCCCUGACUCAAAUGGAGACAUUUUCAAUAAUGUGGUCUGUACUUAUUUCUUUGAAAUGUAACUUCCUGCCUAAUAUUCAGAAUAUGUUGUUUGUCAAUUGAUUGAGAAACAUG